CAGCCCCGUUUGAUCUGUGGAUGAAAUCAAUCAUGAUUUUCAAGCUCUUGCACUAGAAUCUCAGGGAAUGGGAGAGCUUUUGCCUACCAAAAAGUUUUGGGAACCUGAUGAUUCAACAAAAGAUGGACAAAAAGGCAUAUUUCUUGGGGAUGAUGAAUGGAGAGAGACUGCAUGGGGAACUUCUCAUCAUUCAAUGUCCCAGCCUAUUAUGGUACAGAGAAGAUCUGGACAGGGUUUUCAUGGAAACAGUGAAGUAAAUGCAAUACUGUCUCUGUGAUCAUAAAGUGGAGGCCUUGGUGUGAGCAUGGUAGAAUAUGUAUUAAGUUCUCCUGCUGAUAAAUUGGAUUCUCGUUUUAGGAAAGGAACUUUUGGCACUAGAGAUGCUGAAACAGAUGGACCUGAGAAAGGAGAUCAAAAAGGCAAGGCUUCUCCAUUUGAGAAGGACCAAAACAGAGAUCUUAAACAAGGAGAUGAUGAUGAUUCUAAAAUAAAUGGCAGAAGUUUGCCAAAUGGAAUGGAUGCCGAUUGGAAAGAUUUUAAUCGUACUCCUGGAAGUCGUGAGGCCUCUCCAACUGAAGUAGUUGAGUGCCUUGGCCCCAAUACUAAUCCCCAAGAAGGAUUGGGUCCUCUUCCUAAUCCUACAGCUAAUAAGCCACUUGUUAAAGAAUUUUCAAAUCCUGAAACUCAGAAUCUGGAUGGCAUGGAACAAGUUGGUCUGGAUUCCUUACAGUUCGACUAUCCUGGUAACCAUGUACCCAUGGACUCUUCAGGAGCUACUGUAGGCCUCUUUGAGUACAUUUCCCAGCAGCAGCUCUUUCAGAGGACUAAUGCAUUUACAGUUCAGCAGUUAACUGCAGCUCAACAGCAGCAAUAUGCAUUAGCAGCAGUUCAGCAGCCACAUAUCCCUGGUGUAUUCUCAGGAGGCCUUGCUCCAGCUGCAUUUGUGCCAAAUCCAUAUAUUAUUAGUGCUGCUCCUCCAGGGACUGAUCCAUAUACUGCAGCAGGAUUGGCUGCAGCAGCAACAUUAGCAGGUCCAGCUGUGGUUCCACCUCAGUAUUAUGGUGUUCCAUGGGGGAUGUAUCCAGCCAACUUAUUUCAGCAACAAGCUGCAGCUGCAGCAAACAAUACAGCCAAUCAGCAAGCAGCCUCACAAGCUCAGCCUGGACAGCAACAGGUUCUUCGUGCUGGAGCAGGUCAGCGUCUUCUUACUCCCAAUCAGGGUCAACAAGGGCAGCAAGCAGAAUCACUUGCAGCAGCUGCAAAUCCAACUUUGGCAUUUGGUCAGGGUCUUGCUACAGGCAUGCCAGGAUAUCAAGUACUAGCUCCAACUGCCUAUUAUGAUCAGACCGGUGCCUUAGUGGUUGGCCCUGGAGCAAGAACUGGCCUUGGAGCUCCAGUUCGAUUAAUGGCUCUAACACCUGUUUUAAUUAGUUCAGCAGCAGCACAGGCUGCAGCAGCAGCAGCAGCUGGAGGAACUGCAAAUAGCCUUACAGGCAGUACAAAUGGUCUGUUUCGGCCAAUUGGCACUCAGCCGCCUCAGCAGCAACAGCAACAGCAGCCAAGCACUAAUCUGCAGUCUAAUUCGUUUUAUGGGAGCAGUUCUUUGAGUAAUAGCUCCCAGAGCAGUUCUUUAUUUUCUCAUGGACCUGGUCAACCUGGAAGUACAUCUCUUGGAUUUGGAAGUGGUAGUUCUUUGGGUGCUGCUAUAGGCUCAGCCCUCAGUGGAUUUGGUUCAUGAAGAGGACUGACAAAUGGUAGUGGUCGAUAUAUCUCUGCAGCACCUGGAGUAGAAGCAAAAUAUCGAAGUGCUUCAAGCACUUCCAGUCUAUUUAGCUCCAGCAGCCAGUUCUUUCCUCCUUCUCGGCUUCGGUAUAAUAGGUCUGAUAUUAUGCCCUCUGGCUGCAGUAGAUUAUUGGAAGAUUUCAGAAACAACCGCUUCCCAAACCUUCAACUUAGAGACUUGAAUGGACAUAUAGUUGAGUUUUCUCAAGACCAGCAUGGUUCUAGGUUUAUACAGCAAAAGUUAGAGAGAGCUACUCCAGCCGAGCGACAGAUGGUAUUUAAUGAAAUUUUACAGGCGGCUUAUCAAUUAAUGACUGAUGUUUUUGGCAACUACGUUAUACAGAAGUUUUUUGAGUUUGGGAGUUUGGAUCAAAAAUUAGCCUUGGCUACUCGUAUUCAUGGUCAUGUUUUGCCUUUAGCCUUACAGAUGUAUGGCUGCCAUGUUAUUCAAAAAGCAUUAGAGUCUAUUUCUUCUGACCAGCAGGUAAUUAGUGAAAUGGUAAAGGAGCUAGAUGGUCAUGUUCUCAAAUGUGUGAAAGAUCAGAAUGGAAACCACGUUGUACAAAAAUGUAUUGAAUGUGUUCAGCCACAGUCACUGCAGUUCAUCAUUGAUGAAGGACAAGUAUUUGUGCUCUCCACCCAUCCUUAUGGCUGCAGAGUAAUUCAGCGUAUUCUAGAGCAUUGUACUGCAGAACAGACCUUACCCAUCUUGGAAGAACUUCACCAACAUACAGAGCAGUUAGUACAGGAUCAGUAUGGCAAUUACGUUAUUCAGCAUGUACUGGAACAUGGUCGACCUGAAGACAAGAGCAAAAUUGUUUCUGAAAUCAGAGGAAAGGUGUUAGCUCUGAGUCAACACAAAUUUGCCAGCAAUGUGGUAGAAAAGUGUGUUACUCAUGCCUCCCGUGCUGAGAGAGCUUUUCUGAUUGAUGAAGUUUGCUGCCAGAAUGGUGGUCCUCACAGUGCCUUAUACACCAUGAUGAAGGAUCAGUAUGCCAAUUAUGUGGUUCAGAAGAUGAUUGAUAUGGCUGAACCUGCUCAGAGAAAGAUAAUCAUGCACAAGAUUCGACCUCACAUUACUACUUUGCGCAAAUACACAUAUGGAAAGCAUAUACUGGUCAAGUUGGAAAAAUAUUAUUUGAAAAAUAGCCCAGAUCUAGGACCUACUGGAGGACCACCAAAUGGAAUGCUGUAAAGGAAAAAAGAAGGAAGAUGAUUUAACCCUGUGAGAAGAAUAUUUCUUUUGUGAAUUAUCAAAACACAACUCAACUAUGAAUCUUCAAUUUUUUUUAAUGCAAAAGUAUUUAUUGACUUUAUUCAUCCAUUUGUAAAUUUUUUAAGGUUCUUGUGUAUAUUUGGGGGUGGGGGUGGUGAAUUAUAAAUUAUAUUCAGCCCUGAAUGGAGACCUAUCAGAUUGGAUUGCUGGCAAAGCACAGAAUGCCUGUAUAUGAUGUAACUGUAUCAAAAAAAAAGUUGUCACAUAUUUUGUAAAUUUUUAUCUUGUAAAGUCACAAAAAUAGUUUUUAAAGGAAAAAGUACAGUAUUCUUUUAAAAAACUGGCUUGCAGUCUGGUAGGUCUACAACCCCAUAGCACAACAGGUUUAUAGAGAUGUAUAUAGAAUUAUAGUCCUUAUU
Molecule: messenger RNA, 3417 nt
Organism: Sciurus carolinensis (gray squirrel)
Lineage: Eukaryota; Metazoa; Chordata; Mammalia; Rodentia; Sciuridae
Product: pumilio homolog 2-like
Biological process (GO): regulation of mRNA stability; miRNA processing
Cellular component (GO): cytoplasm; cytosol
Molecular function (GO): mRNA 3'-UTR binding
Source: RefSeq, a predicted model, not a curated record